Messenger RNA from Hyaloperonospora brassicae, 1842 nucleotides. NCBI's taxonomy places the organism in Eukaryota, Oomycota, Peronosporomycetes, Peronosporales, Peronosporaceae. The record is from the annotation of a GenBank genome assembly.
AUGACAGCAGCGACCGAGCGGCUCGGGCUCUCGACGCUGCGGUCUGUAGCCGUCCAGUCAACGCACAUCCAGCGUGUCCAGCUCCUGAGCUCCUCUCGGCGCAAGCCUCCAUCCCGUAGCAGCUUCGUGCUGGCGUUCCGACGACGCUGGCAGUGGCCAUGGCAAGUGAAGCUGUGGCUGGUACUGGUGCUGGGCUUUUUGUAUGGCGUAACGUAUUGUGGAGCCCCUGCAGCCGCCCGUGCGAGCGUUGUUGGACACAAGCAGGCCACUGUUUUGGUACCGUUUAAAGACCUCUACAUUGUCUUGGUGAGCAUUCCUGUGCUGGACAAGAUGCUGCCGCUCAAGCACUUGGCCGAGACGUUGCUGUCCCGUGGGGUUCGCGUGGGGUUCGCGCUGCCUGAAGACUGUCGCCAAUGGGCGGGUGAUGUGGAAGGACUCGAGUUCAUUUCUCUGGGCAGUAUCUCGAGCACAGACCGAGCGGCUGUGGUGGAUCCGAAGGACUUGCAACGUGUCGGCGUGUACGAGAAUCACGUCAAUACGCUGCGGUACUAUGCGUCGUUCCAGCGACCAAUGUUUCGACCAUUGCACGAACACCUCGACCGCGAUCGACCGGAUCUUGUGGUAGUAGACCGAUACACGUUUGCUGGCUUUGACGCUUGCCAUCAGCUGGAGCUGCCCUAUGCUGUGAACGAUCCGCACUUGUUGUUGGAUAUCGACUCGCCCCCUGCUUACAUUCCCGCACCGUUUUCCGGAUAUACUAUGCACACGUUGAGUGUGCUUGAACGGUGUUUGAACAGCUACUAUCGACUGCGUUUUCGGCUAGGACUAGUGAAUGCGUACAAGGGAAUCAAUGCCGUGCGGCGAGAACAUGGACUCAACGCUAUUGAGAGCAAACAUCAAAUGCACGGCCAGGUGCUCGUACUAGUAAAUUCGAUUUUUGGACUGGAUGAGGCGCGUCCGAUGACGCCUCAAUUCCAAAUGGUAGGCCUCUUGCAGUCGCCCAAGCUGCAGCGUGCACGCGCAGAGACUGAGGGCAUUUCUACUAGACAAAGCAGGUUUCCAGCGUCACUGACGGCCUGGUUAGAGACGCCACGGCACCAAGACAAACCAUUGAUCUUCAUCAGUUUUUACACUGACGUGCCUUCAACCUCCGAGUCCUUCACAACUAUCAUGAACGCACUAGAAACCGUGCAUGCCCGGCUAUUGUGGAAGACGACAGCGAAAGACAAGGCAGCGUUCGACCUGCGCACACGUCCCCGCGAUUCGGUGUUGUUUCUCAGUGAAGGACUGGAGGAUGCAGUGGUACUUGCACUUGUCCCCGGGAUAGAGCUGUUCAUCACUGCAGGAGACUUUCAGAGUAUGCAAGAAGCCCUCGUCGUGGGCGUGCCCAUCUUGGGCCUUCCUCACUCGGCCGAGCAGGCGGAAGGUGUGAACGCUGUUGUGCGAGCGGGUGCUGGUCUUCAACUGGAUGAGAAAACGCUGUCCGAGAGCAGUAUCCGCCUGGCAGUGGAUAGGCUGCUAGUUGACGAACAAGAGCACUUCAAAGACAAUGCCGAGCAUGUCGGUGAGCUAGUGAAGACUGGUGGAGGGGUGGAACGUGCUGUGGAUGAGCUGCUGGCCGUGGCUGAAUUCGGGUCUCGUCACUUGCUGCCAAUGUGCAAUCUGCAGCCACUUUACAGGACGUAUCUUGUGGAUGUGUAUCUGAUUUACGGCCUGAUUCUCUGUGGUGCAGCCAUCAUCUUGCGCACAUUCGUGUCGGUUAUGCUGUCCCUGUUCCAGCUUGUUGCUCCGCCUGAGGUGCUCAAAGCGGACGAUCCUGCAGCAAACGGUCGAUCAAGUUGA